ACAUUAGUGCGCACUCGAGUUCGCCACACACACCGGGAGCGAGACACGCGGCAGAGCUCUCGAACACACUGCGGUCUGAGCGCGCGCGCAGCCGGAUCAUUCAAAAUUUCAAAAUUCGAAUGUAACAACAGCGGCGAGAUGCGACAUUAUAUCCGUCUGUCGGCGCUUUGAACAACGCGCAUCACGCAGGAUGGAGAGGACAUUUUGCUGAACUUAAAGCAGUUUUUUUUUCUUUGCUUCAGACAUGGAAAGCUGACAGCUGAACGUGUGCAAGCGGAAGUACAACGACAGACAGGAGCAAUUAGAUCUACACACUGGGCGACAAUUUUAGACCAUACCCACUGUCCUCAGUCAUGGCUGCUUACGGACAGACACAGUACAGCCCUGCGUUACAGCCGGCCGGACCGUACACACCGUACACACAUCACACACAGGGCUACAGCAUGACGCCCUACAAUAUUAAAACAGAAGAUGGUUUGAGUCAUUCACCAGGACAGAGCAGUCUGCUGGGAUACACGUCCAACUUCAGUGGCUCUCCACCCGCUCAGACGCUCUACAGUUACUCCACACACGGCGGCAACAUUUCUUCUGGAAUUUUCCAGGGUGCAAACAGCAUCACAGGCUCAACGCCAUUCAGUCCUGCACAGCAGGACUUCUCAGCGUAUUCUAGCUACAGCCAAAGUCAAUAUUCACCAUACUACAACACACACUACAACAGCCCGUACAUCACAACCAGCAAUAUCACACCCUCAGCGAUGAGCGCGGCGAUAGCCUAUCAGCACACAGAUCAUCCCGCUGUAUCGACCAAUCACAGCCCGGAAUUACACACAGCAGAGUACCACACUCCCACGAGUCCUCUGACUCCAGGGAAGGAGCAGGAAGGCGUUCCAGCGAGACGCAGCUCAGAUGGGAAGCUGAGAGGCAGGAAGCGUGCCAAUGACCCCGUCCCCCCUCUGGACUCUGACAUUGAGAGGGUGUUUAUCUGGGACCUGGAUGAGACCAUCAUCAUUUUCCACUCGCUCCUGACGGGGACUUUUUCCACACGUUUCGGCAAGGACUCUGGCAAGGCUGUUUCUCUGGGCUUGUGGAUGGAGGAGAUGAUCUUCAACCUGGCAGAUUCACGUCUGUUUUUCAACGACCUGGAGGAAUGUGACCAAGUUCACAUCGAUGAUGUGGCUUCGGAUGACAAUGGACAGGAUUUGAGCACGUAUAACUUUGGCACGGAUGGCUUCCAGAGCCCAGCAGGUGGAGGCACGCUCUGCCUGGGCUCAGGUGUUCACGGCGGGGUCGACUGGAUGAGGAAACUCGCCUUCCGCUACCGCCGAGUCAAAGAGAUCUACAACACCUACAAGAACAAUGUAGGAGGUUUGUUGUGCAGUCCGAAGCGGGAAGAGUGGCUUCAGCUGCGGCGGGAGAUGGAGGUUUUGACGGAUCUGUGGCUGACGCAGGCACUGAAGGCCCUCGCUCUCAUCAACUCCAGACCGAACUGUGUGAACGUGUUGGUCACCACCACGCAGCUGAUUCCAGCGCUCUCUAAAGUACUUCUCUACGGUCUUGGAGGAGCUUUUCCCAUCGAGAACAUCUACAGCGCCACCAAAACAGGUAAAGAAAGCUGCUUUGAGCGCGUGACUCAGAGGUUCGGUCGGAGAGCCGUGUAUGUGGUUGUAGGAGAUGGAGUCGAGGAGGAGACGGUCGCCAAGAAGAAGAACAUGCCGUUCUGGAGAGUGACGUGUCGGGCGGAUCUGGAGGCCUUGAGUCAUGCACUUGAGCUGGAUUACCUCUAGAGGGCAGCAACUGCUCGUCUGCCGAGAACUGCAGGACCAAUCAGCAGGGAGCACCAAUCUUACUGGAAAAUAUUGCUUCAAAUCAAUCCAAGAAAAAUGCUUUUUUUCCACUCUUUCUCGCUCUCCACCUGAGAGACUCAGCUCUUUCAUCCACUCUCUUUUCUUUACAACAUCGCAGCACUGAAAACAGACCCAUCUAUGUUCGGAUAACAUCCUAUCACACUACUCAUACCAUUUCUGCAGUUCACAACAUAUAUACUGUGCACAGUUUGUGUUUUUUCUGUUUGUGCAGAAACCCAGAUGACAAUGGAACACAAUGCAUGGAUAUCCCAGAAUGCAAUGCACUUGAGUUUUUACAUCUCAUCUCUUUGGACUGCCAAAAAAUGAAAACAGUUCCCACCAAAAGUGGAUUAAAAAUGCAAAAUAACUAUUUUUAUUUCUGAGAUGAUAAUUAGAGGUCAUGUGACAUUAAUUCAGCAAACUACUGUUUGAUAUGUUUAUCAUAAUGUCUACUAUUUUUAUAUUAAGCAGUAUGCAGUGUAAACUGUGCAGUAGGCUGUAAUGUUUGUUAAUAUUUCUUUCUGAACAUAGCCGUUCUGAAACAACCCAUUUUACAGAUUAAAAAAGAGAUUUACAUUUCGUUAAGCAUGAAAUCAUAUGCAUUUUCAUGAAAAAAAUUAAUUCUUGCAAUAUCCUAUUAAAUUGAGUGAAUAUUGCACUAUACAUAAAAUUAACCAUUACAUAAAUGUUAACUGAAUUAAAAUAAAUUUAGACCAAAUUAAGAUAUGUGCUAUUAGAAAAACAGAGUACAGAGUUCUGCAAAUCCACUUGUUUGAAUAGAAAACCCAUGAAAAUAACCAUGCAAUUUACCAAAGUAUUGUGGCAAAUGUUACUGCUACUGGUACUAAAAGAAAAGACAUGAUCAACUUCUGAAUGUCAGUGUGUUGUGAGUCUCUGACUUGUUUUCUUCCUGCGUCUCUGACGUGUGCCUGGAUCUUCAUGUGGUUUGUUACUGUGCUGAAGUUGAUGUACUGUAUACUGUAUGUGCCGCUCUGAUCUGCAUGUGCUCUUCACCACUGCUUCUGUUCGCUAUGAUUUGUAUAUAAGGUUUUAUUGUUGAUUAUUUCUGGGCUAAUUAUAAUAGAAUAAAGAUAAAUUAAUUUCA
Carassius gibelio (silver crucian carp) is the source of this 2949-nucleotide messenger RNA. RefSeq names its product eyes absent homolog 2. Gene Ontology annotation, molecular function: protein tyrosine phosphatase activity. The record is from RefSeq and is a predicted model, not a curated record. NCBI's taxonomy places the organism in Eukaryota, Metazoa, Chordata, Actinopteri, Cypriniformes, Cyprinidae. Bases 354 to 1784 code for a protein of 476 amino acids. Gene Ontology annotation, cellular component: nucleus. The transcript has 16 exons. Gene Ontology annotation, biological process: negative regulation of extrinsic apoptotic signaling pathway in absence of ligand; cell differentiation; positive regulation of DNA repair.